AUGGCUAAGAAGUUCACCCGGAAGGGACCCUCGCUGAAGUGGAAUUUUGUCAUGAGGGAAGUCCUGUGCUGCCUGUUUCUUUUUUUUGAUCACGAGAAAAAGAAAUUUCCCGAGAUAUUUACUGAAAUCUUUGGAGACGAGAUCCGUAACCAAGGGAUUGAUCCGCAAGAGAAGGUGACUCAAAAGGUCCUCUAUACCCAGUGGUACUGGAUGCAGCGGGAGACACAUGCAAUAUGGAAUCAUGUGCAUAAAAAAACAAAGUUUCGGGGUGAGGAAUUUAACGGACUCAUUGAAAAGAUUGAGGCCGCUGCAGAACGCCUGGGGCUUUCCAUGGAAAGGACCAAAGAUGACACAGAUCAGUCAGAGCCCGGGGGCCUCUUGAAUGUUGGACGUGGAGAUCGAGCCCUAACAACCCCAGAGCAGCUCUCGGAUUGGCAAAACAAUGAUCUACGUGUGCGCCAAAUGCCCACUCCGUCUACUUUGGAUAGCUAUGCCCAAACGCAUCCAGAAGAUGAAGAGGAUAUGAUGCAUACCAAGGAGUUUGAACCCAUCGUCAACGGCUGCGGGAAGAGAUGUUUUUGGUGUUUUAAGGAGGAACUUGAAAGAGAUAGUUCAAAGCCGGAAGAAAUGGAUGUCCUUCACGAAGCAGACCGAAACGCACACAACAAAUCCGGCAUUGGACACUUCUGGCAAGAGCCCACUGGAAAUGGGCAGCAAGAGAUGGGACCAGAGGAAGCUCCACUCAUUGAGUUUCGAAAAAUUCCUGGAAGAUGCCCACCAUACCAAAUGCCAGCUGUCUUGUUCAGAUGGUAUAACGUUGACUCACAGGGAAUUAAUGCAGAGGACCUCCUUUUGGGAGGUCUCUUUACAGACCCCAAAGUUGACUUGGAGGUGGAUCACCUUCCAAAGCACGAAUUCUUAGAAAUGUUUGAGAACCAUGUUUCAAAGGCAAAAUGCCCAUCGCCAUUCAUUUCGACCUUUCUUCACCCACUCAGCCCAAUACACCGGGCAAUUCGUAAACAAAAACAGGCCAGAGUGACGAUGAUUGAUACAUCGAAGCUCGGAGCCGAUGCGGUUGUCAUCAAAGCAUCAACUCUUGUCCCCAUAACAAACACUCGAACUCGAAAAUGGAGGGGAUUCGGCGAGUACCUGAUCUGGAAGGAAGUUCCGCGGGAUGCCAUUCUGGGUACUUUCAAAAUAACCAGAUUGGAACAGAUAGCGAUGGACUGGGUAGGUAUUGGGGGCUUCCUCCAACUGGAUAAGUUAAGAAACACAAGGUUCAGUGAUCCUACCCUGUACCGUGAAAUUGCUGAUAAUUUGGUUUCAAUGUCUGUCGAGGAGUUGGAUGACGCGUUGGAAAAUCUGAUGAUACUUCUUGAGGUGCCACAUGAGUUCAAGGAGGCCGUCAAACAGAGCUUCAAGAAAUCUUGGACAUCGAUGGGGCAGCUCGGAGGAACUACAGAGGAGCAGGGUCUAGGCCCUCAAAGUUUCCAACAUGGAUUUAUUGGGGUAGCAGACGAUAGUUCUGAAGAUGGAGAGACAUAUCCAUUUGCAGAGACCAAUGACCUAGGAACGAAUGACGAGGGCCCUCAACAUCCACGGCAGGAAGGCGAUCGUCCUUAUAUAGGACAGGCUGAGCCAGAGAUACCCUAUGAGCCCACUCAUCAUGGUAGUGUUAGCAGCUCUGAUACCAGCGAAGAAAGCGAGCCUUACGCGGAUAGCGAGGAAGCAGAACGCUGCCCCCCGAGUCGUUAUGAUACCCCCAGCCCGGAGUUCUCAACACAUGAUGAUGACGACGAAGAUGAUGAUCUCCAUGACAAAAAUGAUGAUCCCCCGGAGGCGACGAUGGAAGGUAUGACCAUUGAAAUUUUUAGCCCAGGCCCGUCAACCCAAGGGCGAUGGGUGCUCUCGCCUGUUCCAAACAACUUUUAUCGACCUGAUGGAGAAUCAGACUCGAACGUGGCAUGA
This is a messenger RNA of Penicillium malachiteum, 1968 nucleotides long. RefSeq lists its product as uncharacterized. The record is from RefSeq and is a predicted model, not a curated record. Lineage: Eukaryota; Fungi; Ascomycota; Eurotiomycetes; Eurotiales; Aspergillaceae. Bases 1 to 1968 code for a protein of 655 amino acids. The transcript has 2 exons.